AUGAAGACGUUCAUUACUUUUGUACUUUCUUUGAAUGUCGUGCUGGGCGCGUAUACAGAUAUAAAGUCAAACCACUUAUUUGACGAUGAUGCGAUUGGACUCGGUGAUGGCGAUUUAUAUCUUUUACAAGACAAACAACUCACCAGGAAAGAAGAUAAAGUGAGCAUAAAGUUAUUUUAUGAAUGCCACUGCCCGAGUUGCAUGGAAUUCGAAAGCACAGACUUCAAGGAAACCGUUGAGAAACUCAACGAAUACCUCGAUAUACAAACGUAUCCUUAUGGAAAUGCGAAGACCCACGAGCACGAUGGAAAAACUGACUUCGAAUGCCAACAUGGCCCGAAAGAAUGUUAUGGGAAUAAACUGCACGCCUGCGCGUUGGAAAUAGUCAAGAACCACACUGCAGCAUUGCUCUUCAAUUCUUGCAUGAUGGGCGGAUCACAAAAAGGAUGGGGGUCGGAUGAUAAAGCAGCCGACAAGUGCGCGUCGAACAUGGGAAUCGAUUCCAAGCCAAUAAAAACAUGUGCGAAAGGAAAUAAAGGCUCAGAGCUCCUCAAAUAUUAUGGAGAAGAAAGUAAGAAAGUCGGGUUUCACUACGUUCCAUACGUCCUCCUGAACGGAGCGGAGUAUACCGGAGAGCACUUCUUGCAGGAUGUCUGCGCAAAGUUCUCUUCGCCGCCCCCGCCGUGUCGGGCCUAA
Leptosia nina is the source of this 696-nucleotide messenger RNA. The record is from the annotation of a GenBank genome assembly. Lineage: Eukaryota; Metazoa; Arthropoda; Insecta; Lepidoptera; Pieridae.